GAAGAUUGUUUUGGUAUUAAAGAUUGUGACCUCCACUCUCUCAGUAUUAACUUGCCUAUAGAAAUGGUUCGCUCUGCGUGAAAACUUUGACCAAAGAAAUAUGGCCUCUCCAUGUAGAAGGACUGGUUUAGGAUAUGAUGAAACCCUGGCCAAACAUUACAGCUUAUGGAAUCCUGAUUUUACAGAACAGCCUGACAGAAUCCUGGAACCAUAUGAUCGGUGCCAGUUAUACAAUCUAAUAGAAAGAUGUCAACCUAUUCAGCAUCGUAUAGCAAGCCAAGAAGACAUGGAACUAUUACACACAAAGGAACACAUAGAAAUAUUAAAAUCUUCAGAAACAAUGAAUGAAGAAGAACUGAAACAAUUAUCAACUAAAUAUGAUUAUAUAUAUUUUCAUAAUGAUUCAUAUGCAAAUGCUCGUCUUGCCUUAGGUAUUUGUUUACAGUUGAUAGAUGAUAUUUUUCACAAUAAGAUUGAGAAUGGAUUUGCUAUAAUAAGACCACCAGGUCAUCAUGCAUCUAGAGAAGAAUUUAAUGGCUACUGUUAUUUAAACAAUGCUGCUAUCACCGCUCACCAUGCUCUUAAUAAUUACGGCUUAAAAAGAUUGGGAUGUUCAUCAUGGUCAGGGGAUACAACGAGCUUUUUAUAAUGACCCAAGAGUAAUAUAUUUUUCGAUACAUCGUUAUGAAUAUGGUAAAGAAUGGCCGAAUCUCCGCGAGUCAGACUAUGAUUAUAUCGGAGAAGGUGAAGGUCAAGGUUAUAAUAUAAAUGUCCCCCUCAAUGAGGGAGGUUACUGUAUCAACUCACUAUCAGAAAGUGUAGCAAUAUCUAUUAAGACUCUACUAGGUGAUGUCUGUCCCUCUUUACCCCAGCUUUUACCUCCUAAAGAAAGUGUUGUAGAAAGUGUAUUGAAUGUUAUAAAAGUAUUACGACCGUUCUGGAGCUGCCUGAGGUACCAAAGAUUACUGGAACCAUGUCAAAGAGCUAGAACUCAUCACUUGUCCAGACUUCCCUCUGAGUAA
Lottia gigantea (owl limpet) is the source of this 1022-nucleotide messenger RNA. RefSeq lists its product as hypothetical. Bases 101 to 649 code for a protein of 182 amino acids. The record is from RefSeq and is a predicted model, not a curated record. Gene Ontology annotation, biological process: chromatin organization. The transcript is spliced from 9 exons. NCBI's taxonomy places the organism in Eukaryota, Metazoa, Mollusca, Gastropoda, Lottiidae. Gene Ontology annotation, molecular function: histone deacetylase activity. Gene Ontology annotation, cellular component: histone deacetylase complex.